Paramecium primaurelia is the source of this 1949-nucleotide messenger RNA. Lineage: Eukaryota; Ciliophora; Oligohymenophorea; Peniculida; Parameciidae. The record is from the annotation of a GenBank genome assembly.
AUGAAAGAAUCAGUAUCGGCUUAUCUGAAAACUGAAUCAGAUUCACUUAAAGAUCAUCCUCCUAGCAAAUUUAAGUAAAACAUAAUAUAAAAUAACCAACGAAUUCUCAAUGGUAAGAAAGUGACUUACUUGAACAUUAAAAAACAUAGUCAAUAAAAUUAGAAAGAUGCUUGGAAGUAAAUGUUUGGCAAUUUCCUACACGAUAUAAACUUAAAACAAAAAAAGAAACACUUUUCUCCUGAGGCCAAAGAAGUACCUAUUUUUAAUAUGAUUUUAGCAUCUCUAAGAUCCAUUAGUAAAUGAAAUUCCUAUUCUAAUCCCUUGUACUAAUUAGUAAUUCAAGUUAGAGUUCUAUAAGUAUCUUGAAGGAGAAUAAUCAAUUCAGUAAUUAAUGGAAGUAAUUAAUUUUCCUCAUGUUAAUUUUGUAUAUCAAUCUAUUAUAUUCUAAACUAGAAGUAAAUUGAGGAUUCUAAAACUCUAUAGAGAAAAUUGUCAAUAGUCUAAAAAAUAAAAAAAUUUAAAAAUCAUGGAUUCACUCAAACUAAUGACUAAACUCCUUUAUUAGAUAUAAACAGCUCAACAAGACAACUUAAGGCACAUCAAAUACGUCUGGUUGAUCAAAGAAGAUUUACUGAAGCUGGAAAAUUAUUAGAAAUUUUUAAAACUAAAAUAAAUAAAAAGAUUUAGGUUUUGAGAGAUUUUGUUUAAUAAAGAGUAUUAGUAAAAUAUAAUUUUAUAGAUUGAUUUGAGAAAAUCCUUAAAUAAAGAACAAAGAGAAGAAGAUAUUAGAAAUAUUCAUUUUAUUAAGACAUUUUUUGACAUCACUAACGAUUAUAAUUAACAUAUAUAAUAACAAUAAGAAGAACUUAAAGAUGAUGCAUAAUAUUAUAAAAAAUUAGUACCAUCUCAACGGAAAUUAAAAUAAUUAUUAGUAAAUUAUGAUAAUGUGUAACCAAUAAUUAAACAUUAAGAAAAACAUUUUGAUAAAUUUGAUAAUCCUUCUUUGGGUAUGUUAAAAAAUUAAAUGAAUUAAUAUUCUAAAGAUUAUUUAUUGGAAUUAGAAUAAUAAAAAUAAAUUUAAUUUAAAUUAGCUCUAAAUUAAGUAAGAAAACUAUUGGAAUAACAAAAUAUUAAAUUUUAAUCUGAAUUAAGAAAAUCAAAAAUUAAAAGCAAUUAAAAUUCUAUAUCAUAAUCACCACUCAUAGCAAAAUAAUUAGAUUAUUAAUACUAAAGUAUUUAAAAAUUAUCAGCUGAUUAUCCUUUGGAUGUUAUUGUGGCUAGUCCUAAACAUCAUCGUAAUUAAUAUUAAUCAGUUUGCUAAUUGUAGGAUUCUAUUUCUGAUCCAAGAAAAAGAAAAUAAUAUAUUAUUACAAAAAAACCUUUUUACCUAUUUACAAAAUAAGUAGAGGCUAAUAAAAAUUUGAAAAAUUCUAGAGGUCUUAUAACUAAUUUUGAUGUUAAAUUAUAUGAUUAUAUUAACAAUAGAAAUAUUUAUACAUUGAAUAAAUAGUAUGAUAUAUUAUUUUAUCUUAGGGUUAAAGAGAUGACUCAGAAAUUUCAUACAAUGGUUGAAAGUGAGCAUGAAUAGAACUUAAAUUAAUAAUUAGAAACAUAUUUAAAUCAAUUAAAAAUUAGAAAAUUGAAAUAUCGUUAAUAUGGAUCUUUAGAAGCUUAAAAAAGAAUACAAACCCAAAAAUAAACAGAUGAGAUUUCAGAUGAUUAAUCACUUUAAUCAAUAUAUGAAGUUAAUCUUGAUGUUUUAUAUGAUCAAUCCAAUUAAUUAACUAAAAAGUUAAAAGAAAAAAAUGAUGCUGGAUUUGCUAAAAGAAUAAAACAAUUGAUUAGAUUAGAAGAAGUGAAUUCGUAAAGAUAUAUUAUUAAUGUUUAGAUAAUGCCUUAAAACAAAUCUAUAGAAGCUGAACAAAUCUUAGAAUUCAUUAAAUAAUUGA